Molecule: messenger RNA, 2577 nt
Organism: Penicillium riverlandense
Lineage: Eukaryota; Fungi; Ascomycota; Eurotiomycetes; Eurotiales; Aspergillaceae
Exons: 1
Coding region: 1-2577 (858 amino acids)
Molecular function (GO): DNA binding
Source: RefSeq, a predicted model, not a curated record
AUGAUGGGCUACGGGAGCCAUCCUUUCCAGCAGCAGCAGCAACAGCCAUCGCAGCAGCAAUCGCAACAGCAGCAGCAACAGCAACAAUCUACGUCUCAAGCUCAACAUCCGCUGGGCCCGCAGGCCCAGCAGCAGCAUCACGUGCAGUCGCCGUCGCUGGUUGCGACGCCCAAUCUACCGCAACAGGCCCAUGGCAGUCCAUUCACCAGUAACAAGCUGCCCUUUCAGGCACGGCAGCAGCAGAGCUUUGCAUCCUCGCAAUCGCCAGACUUGCGGAAAAUGACAUCGACGCCGUCGGGGGGCCCGCUGCCGGGAUAUCCCACCUCCGCGAGCUUCCCGCAGUUUCCUGGCCAAUUUCCCCCCCAGGGUGGCUCUCCAAACCUGAUAUCGCGGACUUCAGAUCCCAUGGCCCUACAGAACUUGCAACGAGGCUUCAACCCGAUGGCCCAGGCCCAGGCCCACAUGCGCCAACAGCAGCCGGGGAUGAGUCCGUCGAAUGCCAUGCCCCAUGCUGCGCAAGGUCUGAAUGUGAAUGUUUCAUCGCCUCAGCAAUCGAUGAAUCGCUUGCCGCAGCAGCACGCGGGAAUGCACCAGCGGGACAGUCACGCACAUGCACAUCCCACCGCCAGUCCCGCCAUGGCCAGCCCGUCUAUGUAUGCCAUUAAUCAACAGCAGCGACAGCCGCAUUCGCAGCCUCAGUCCCCGCAGCAAUCGCAGCAGCAGUUGCAGCAACAUCAGCAACGGCAUCAUCAGCAGCAGGAGCGCCUCCAGCAACAGAGGAUGGAGCAUCAGAAGCAAAUUCAGCAACAGCGGCUUGAGCAGCAAAGGCAGAUGGAGCAACAGCAACAGAUGGAACAACAGAAACAGCAUCAGCAGAGGCUAGAGCAGCAGAGGCUUGAACAGCAGCAGCACGAGCAACAGCAGCAGCAACAACGCUUGGAGCAGCAACGGCUUGAGCAACAAAAACAACAGCAACAGAGGCAGGAACAGCAAAGACUUGAACAACAACAGCGCGAUCAGCAGCAAAGGCUUGAGCAACAGCGGCUACAAAAACUGCAGCAACAGGCUCAAGGUCAAUAUUCGUACCAAUCACAGCAGCCUCAAUACCAGCAACCCGGUCAAGCCCCGUUCCAUCCAUCUCAAUAUCAGCCUCAAGCACAAGGUCCAUAUCAACAUACCCAAUUCUCCCAACCGCCGCAGCAACCUCAAUACCAGCCACAGACCCAAUUCCAACAAUACCAACCGCCACCUCACCCGUCGCAAGUGCCGCCACCACAUGCAUCGGUUCCGUCGACUGCUCCGGCCUUCGCGGAAUCUCCCGCUAAGCAAGAUCGGCAAGAGGAGAAGAAUCCUGCGCCAAAGAAGAAGGCUAAGCCCCGGAAAUCUGGCCCUGCACACACUCCCACUCAAACUCCCAACCUACCUCCUUCUCAGCUUCCUCAUCUACCGCCUACUCAGCCCCCUACACAAACACCUGCUCAACAUUUCCCUACUGCCACAACUGCUCCUUCUAAUGGGGGCCAGCAGAUGCCCGGUAUGUCGGCUGCGGUGCCCGCCCAGCCAGGGUCAACCCCGCGUCGCCGUGGACGACCACGCAAGGAAGAGGUAGCAGCCAGGGCGGCGGCUCAGGCGGCUCAGAAUGGACAUCCGCUUCCUGGGACUCCUCAAACUGGACAGUCCUCCUUCGCGGCAACAAUGACUCCAACCCAUGCAGCCUCUACAGAUUCCGAACAGCCCUCAGCCCCGUUGCUCGGCCCGGAUGGAAAACCCGUGAUCGGUCCAGAUGGAACUCCUCUUCCUUUGAAGCGAAAGCGUGGUCGGCCGCGCAAGGAGAUACAGCUUGCUUACGCAGCCGCAACGGGCAAGCCGCUACCACCACCCAAACCCAGAAAACCAGCCGCUCCCAAGAAGCCCGGCACUGGACGUCCGCGAGGACGACCCCGUAAGGUGGAUGUGGAAGCUGCUAAAGCUGCUGCGGAGGCGGCUCAGGCACAGCAAAACGGUCAACAGCCGUCGUCGGGUGAAGGUGUAAUGGAUUUCAAUACGGGUCAGCCACACACGGCGAAUAUGGCUGUGAAACACACUGGUCCCGGGGCGGAGGACGAUCCCAGCAAACGUGCGAGGCAGAUACCGCAGCAGGCGCAAUUUUCUCAGCAGGGCCAACUGCCCGCUCAACCAGGCUCACAUGGAUCGCACCCAGCUCAGCAAGCGGGUCAACUGCCAGCUCAAUAUCUGCAACACCAAACCCAGCAUGGCCACGCCCUACCACCACAGGGACAACACAUGUCAAUGCCGCCACAUAUGCAAGUACACCACCAUCCAUCGCCCAUCCACCCUCCACGACCCCCACCACCUCAUCCAUACAUGCAACCCCCAGGCCCAGGACAGCCGUCGAUGCCAAUGCAACACCAGAUGCCGCAGCAGCAGCAACAUCCAAAUCAGCACUCUCUCCACCAUCAGCAACAGCCCUCUCAUCCCCAGGGCUCGCAGAUGCAGCAGCAACAGAGUAAACCACCGGCGCCGCAGCAUCAGAAUCAGCACACAUUCCAAGUGCAGCUCCAGCCUCAGCCGAGUUAA